AUGUCAAAUACAUGGAUUUCUAGGAAUGGGAAAUAUCAGCACCUAAAUCCACCAAGAGAGAACUAUUUGGAUGAUUUUGAUCAUUCUGUUGAUAAAUCCCAAGAUGCCUGGCAAUAUGGCAUUCAGAAGCAGGAAAAUUCAGCUGGGGUUAUCGGGAAGCAGGAAUUGUUUAGGGAUACUGUUAAGAAGGGCAGAGCUCUGAUUGAUUAUACAAGACUACUACUGCAGCAGGAGGUCAUGUCGUCUUCUUAUUUCUUUCCCACUCAUUUCACAAGGAAAUGGGCUUCAAAUGACACAGGUUUGUCAAAUGUAUUGUUGUCUGUGAAAUGGACUAGUGGUUGGCCAGCGGGCGGAACGAGGAAAGCGUUUUCCUUCCCCUGCCGCAUCUCCCUCCCUUUGUCGAGCCAGACAUUGUGUGAAUGGGGUGUUUUGAUUGUUUCACCGAGUGGUGAUUCUAACUGUGCCCAAGGAUCUGUUGGUAUUGACCCUGACAUUCUUGUGGCUCGAGACCAGAAUCGCAAUAGCUUGCUGCAGAACCUUGCUGCAGUUGUUGAGAACAGGGAUAAAGUUCUUGUGGAAAUGUCCCGCCUUGUCCUUUUGGAAGGCAGGUUUCGUGCUGGUAGCAACUUCAACAUUGAGGAAGCUCGUGCUAAUUUGGAGGCAAGUUUUGCCAACGAGGCUGAGAUUGUUUUCACUACUGUCUCAAGCAGCGGCCGUAAGUUGUUCUCUCGCCUUACUCAUGGUUUUGACAUGGUUGUGAUUGAUGAAGCAGCCCAAGCCAGCGAAGUAGGUGUACUUCCUCCCCUUUCUCUUGGAGCCGCUCGUUGUGUUCUUGUUGGGGAUCCCCAGCAGCUUCCUGCAACAGUUAUCAGCAAGACAGCUGGGACCUUGUUAUACAGUAGAAGCCUCUUUCAGAGGUUUCAGCAAGCAGGCUGCCCAACAAUGUUAUUUUCUGUGCAGUAA
Messenger RNA from Ilex paraguariensis (yerba mate), 963 nucleotides. Lineage: Eukaryota; Viridiplantae; Streptophyta; Magnoliopsida; Aquifoliales; Aquifoliaceae. The record is from the annotation of a GenBank genome assembly.